Messenger RNA from Achroia grisella, 985 nucleotides. RefSeq lists its product as uncharacterized. The coding region runs from base 1 to 849 and encodes 282 amino acids. The transcript is spliced from 2 exons. NCBI's taxonomy places the organism in Eukaryota, Metazoa, Arthropoda, Insecta, Lepidoptera, Pyralidae. The record is from RefSeq and is a predicted model, not a curated record.
AUGGCUGUGGGCAGAAUUGAACCUUUCGACCUUGAUAAAGGCAACUGGGAAACGUAUGUCGACCGGCUAGAACAAUAUUUUGUGGCGAACGUUGUGAAACCGGAACUACAAGUGCCUACCUUGAUAACAGUUAUUGGAAAUGAUGCCUAUAACGUUAUGGUUAAGUUGUGCACGCCGACGAAACCCGCAAAUAAAAGUUAUCUUCAAUUAGUGACAAUCAUGAAGCGACACUUCAAUCCUAAACCCAAUAUGUUAGCAGAAAGAUUUAAAUUUAGGCAGCGUAUACAAAAGUCAGAAGAAAGCAUAAUGAACUUUGUGACAGAAUUAAAAAAAAAUAGCAAGCAAUGCGGAUUUUCGGAGGAGAGUUUAAGAGAAAAUCUAAGAGAUCAAUUCGUGUGCGGUUUAAUCAAUGAUGAUAUUAGACAGAGGUUACUUACGGAGGAUAUAACGAUCACGUUCGAGCGAGCAUACAAGAUUGCUAUGUCGAUAGAGGCAACCGAGGCCUUCCCAGAAGGCUGUACCAAGAGCAGACCAGGUGACAAUAGGCAAGAGAUGGUGCGCCCAGCGACGGCCGAGCUGCAACACAUCGGACACACUGCGGGCGCGCGCGGCGGGAUCAGAGGAGGCCGGAUGUUCGCCGAACGUUCUCGUCGACGAAUUGCACAUCAGUACAAAUAUGGUACAAGCGGCACAAGCGGAGCGGAGAAACCUUAUGGGCGCGAUACACAGGGACAAAGUGGAGGCGAGGUUCCCAUAACUUCAAACUUGGCGUUAUCCUCUGGAGUUUCUACGAAAUCAGAUACUGAUAACCCCAUAGGAACACCGGUGAGCAGUCUCAAAUCGAUGUAGAAAGUCUGUACAUAGAUAUGCUUUCGACUUCGACUAAUAAAAAAAUCUUAUAAAUUGUAAAAUAUAAUUGUUACUGGUACAAUUAUAUUUUACAAAUUAUACUAUACAAGGAUGCAGGUGAAAUAUAUGUAGGUAA